GUUUCGCACUUCAAGGCCAUCCGGGCCUUUGGCGUAAUUCGUUCGUGCUUGGUAGUUUCUUAUGACUGAGUACAAGUUAGUGGUUGUUGGAGCUGGCGGAGUUGGCAAAAGUGCUCUUACUAUCCAGCUUAUUCAGAAUCAUUUUGUUGAGGAAUAUGACCCAACGAUAGAGGACUCUUACAGAAAACAGAUGGUCAUUGAUGGAGAAAUAUGCUUGUUAGAUAUCUUAGAUACCGCUGGGCAAGAGGAAUACAGUGCAAUGCGAGAUCAGUAUAUGCGUACUGGAGAAGGAUUUUUAUGCGUAUUUGCCGUAAACAACUCCAAGAGCUACGAUGAUAUAAAUCAAUAUCGAGAGCAAAUCAAAAGAGUUAAAGAUGCCGACGAAGUUCCUAUGGUUCUUGUCGGAAACAAAGUUGACCUCACGAAUCGCAGUGUUUGUACAGAGGAGGCAAAAUCCUUAGCCCACUCUUAUAAUAUCCCGUAUGUUGAGACCUCCGCCAAGACCAGACAAGGUGUGGAAGAUGCGUUUCAUAAACUUGUCCGGGAGAUCAGAAAAUCUAAAGAGAAGAAGGGAAAAGAUCGUAAAAAGCGCAAACGAAAAUGUUGUAUACAAUAAAUUAACCACUAUGCUAUAUUGGGCGCCAAUGGGCUUUAUUUAAAAACUGGAAUUUAAUUUCAAAGUGUCUGAAUGAUGAUUAUAAUAGCUAUAUUUGUGGACUGGCCUUCAUCAGUAUCCGGUCUUCAUAAACUCUUCAUCUGAUUUAGCAUAAUUCCACAUCUGCUCUAGCAGUUUUAUUAAAAAGUUACUUUAAAUAAUUGUUUUGUACGUAAUUACGUACACAAACAUACAAAUGUUUUAAAACUUAACUUGUUUGGGCUUUUGUAUGAAUUUUGUUUUCCUUUCGAUAUAUAUAUAUAUAUAUAUAUAUAUAUAUAUAUAUAUAUAUAUA
This is a messenger RNA of Schistosoma intercalatum, 950 nucleotides long. The record is from the annotation of a GenBank genome assembly. NCBI's taxonomy places the organism in Eukaryota, Metazoa, Platyhelminthes, Trematoda, Strigeidida, Schistosomatidae.